Caretta caretta (loggerhead turtle) is the source of this 2820-nucleotide messenger RNA. RefSeq names its product carbonic anhydrase 7 (gene CA7). The record is from RefSeq and is a predicted model, not a curated record. Gene Ontology annotation, molecular function: zinc ion binding; carbonate dehydratase activity. Gene Ontology annotation, biological process: regulation of intracellular pH. NCBI's taxonomy places the organism in Eukaryota, Metazoa, Chordata, Testudines, Cheloniidae. Gene Ontology annotation, cellular component: cytoplasm.
GCUGAGAGCAAAGCAGAGCACAGCAGCCUGCAUAAUGACCGGACACCACUGCUGGGGAUAUGGACAGGAUGAUGGGCCUUCUGAGUGGUACAAAUCAUAUCCCAUUGCCCAUGGGCAUCGUCAGUCACCUGUUGAUAUAGUCUCCACGCAAGCAGUUUAUGAUCCUAGUCUGAAGCCUCUUAUUAUCUCAUAUGAAUCGUGUACAUCUCUUGAUAUCUCCAACAAUGGCCACUCAGUCACGGUGGACUUUGAAGAUGCUGAUGACAAGACAGUGAUCAGUGGGGGUCCCCUUGAAGGUCCCUAUAGGCUAAAGCAGUUUCAUUUUCAUUGGGGAAUGAAGCACAGCCAGGGAUCAGAGCAUACAGUUGACAGCAAAUCUUUUCCUUCUGAGCUCCACUUGGUUCAUUGGAAUGCCAGGAAAUAUGCAACAUUUGGAGAAGCAGCAGCAGCUCCAGAUGGCUUGGCGGUAGUUGGUAUUUUCUUGGAGACUGGAGAAGAACAUGUCAAUAUGAACAGACUAACUGAUACCUUGUACAUGGUAAAAUUUAAAGGGACAAAAGCUCAGUUCAGAACCUUCAACCCAAAAUGCCUCCUGCCCUCAAGUCUAAAUUACUGGACAUAUCCUGGUUCUCUAACAACACCUCCUCUAUAUGAGAGUGUAACGUGGAUAGUGCUGAAAGAGCCUGUCAGGAUUUCUGAGAAACAGCUGGAGAAAUUCCGAACUCUUCUCUUCACCAGCGAGGGAGAUGAAAGGAUCCAGAUGGUGAAUAAUUUUCGCCCCCCUCAACCUCUUAAGGGAAGAAAAAUUCGUGCUUCCUUCAAGGCCUAAAGAAGAAAAUUAAUAAUAAGCUUCAAACUUCCAAGUGCUUCCAUGUCCAAGUUCCACUGAUCUUCAGAUGAUUAUCUCAUUGAGAAAGCAAAACAGACAUUUCCACGAACACUCUGUGUUGUGGUACAGCAAAAAAGUCAAUACCUCUUGGUUUUAUGCUUUGAAUAGGCCAGAUCCCUUCUUUUAAAAUAAUUAUAAUGGGAUCUUGUUCUCUAAAAGAGAGAACAUUUUUAAAAAUCAGGAAUAAUUUAGUAAUCCAGGGUACUCCAGUAGAAUAGUGUGGUGAUAUUCCAAAUUAUGAAUGAUAAUUUUAAGUUUUGAUCUUAAUAUUUUAGAAUGGGAAAUUGCUUAUGCAAUGAUCUAAUAAUAGCGAUGGGCACAACUUCUAAUGAUUAGAGCUAUUGUUCAUAAUCUAAUAAAGAGUGGGAUAAUAUUAAUGAGCUCUGACAUUGGAAGAUCAAAGGCUUAGAUCUUCCUUCAGACUUCCUGUGGAUUCCAUUCAGUUUGACCAGCUCCUCUGGUUUAGAAGAUACUUUGACUAUAUUCUAAUUAAUUGCAGUUGCCUUCUUACAUGCAACCAGAGCCUGAAGCAGUAGCACAUACUAAAAAAAUAUGUGAUUUCUUCCAUUCACCUCAAAUGGGGUUGACUUUGAAGCCUAAUUCAGACAAUUUUAGUGUUAACAUUUUUAAAAUAAUAAUAAUUAUUAAAAAUAACUCGCAUAGCGUUAUAAAUGCACUCAGUGCUUCACAAAUAACCCAUCUUCCCUGCACAUUAUUGUACAUUGUACAAACAUUCACCCAAAGCCAGUAGGCCAUGCAUAAUUAUCGGGCCUUAAUGUUUAAUUCAGUUGAAAGGAUGUUCCCUAGGAAUAAGACUACAUUCAGAUGACUAAGACAGCUGUUACUGUCCUUAAAAUAACCAGAGUAAAUGCAGUGUUUACUAGUGCUUAAUGUUAUUCCACUUGGGUGGGAUUGUGAGAGUUUGCUAGCAAACUUAACCCAGAAGCAGUGAGGGCAGUUGACUUCUGAAUAAGCUAGGGCCGAUUGUGAUACUCCCACUCACGAAGAGUACUACGUUACCCCUCAAGCAGACCCACUGAAGUCAGUGUAUCACAAUAUAUCCAAUGUAAAUAUUUUAACUCUUCUUUGUGUUCCCAAUGACUAAAAUAGGAAUAAGGACAAAUCCCAGAAAAAACAAACACCCCUGCCACUGCAGAAUUAGUACACAGCUUUGGAAUACCCCAUGGACACCCACUUAAAAGUCGUACAGCUGCCUUGUGUCGUGAGUUUGUUUGAUCUUACCAAACUAAGCAGGGUUAGCCCUGUCAGUAUUGGGAUGGGAGGAUUUCUAAAGAACAUCUACCUAUCUGCUGCAUGAAAUGGUGCUGGGGAUCCAGUAGGUGGUGCUGUUCUGUAGGAGUGCCAAAUUGUGAAAUAAUGGACAAGGUACCAUGCUGCUGGAUGUUGUGUCUUUUAGUAAGUUAGGUGUAAAACUGACGUGGGUACACUUGUAAUGAUUGUUGUUAUGGCAUGGAUGUUAACCCUUCAAAUUCUACCUCAAGUCAGUGCAUUCCUAUGCAGCCUGGUUUCCUUCAUUUCUUGCCCUAAACUUUAUGAUGUUGCUGUGCAUAGUUAAGCAGAUGCUGUGUUCCUCUUUAGGGGGCCUGAUAUAGUUAUAACUUAACUUAACUGACUUCACUAGCAUUAUUCCUGACUUACACUGGUGUAGCUGAUGUGUGAAUCAUUCCCUAGGUUUCAGGGGUAAGUUGAGCCCUCCUUGUAGUUGUGAGGCUUCAACUCUGGGUGCCUUCACCUGUUCAGAGGAAACGUGCCCCCCAGCUAGGCAAAGUAUUAAUAUUAUCAGAAUUUCUGCCACUUUGGUGGCAAAAUUCUCCACAGACUUCUUUUGUACCAGCUAAUGAACCUGACAUUGAUGUUAGUUGUAACUGACAUCACUACAUUCCAAUUAGUUAUCGGAAAUCCUGAGACAA